CGCCACUGCAUGCUUGUUUUCGUUUGGAUUUCUCGCGUGUUUCCUUUCUCAAGUUUUCCGGCGUUUGUUCACAUGUUCUGUUCACCCUUUCGUUGAGCAUGGAGUUCGUAUUGGGCUCUGAGCCCUGGCCGCACUCUCACCAUGACCUAAUCCAGCAUUACUAUCAAAAAUACGACGCGCAAAUAGCAUCGGGCGAGUUUGAUCCGUUUGUUUAUCCCUACGGAGCUUACGGAGCAUUCCUGGUUAUUCUCUUUCUAUGCAUACCUCACCACGACCGCCCAUGGUUGAGAAAAUGUCGUUAUUUAAUUUGGGGUGUAUUGCUCUGGUUCGCAACAUACAGCAUCAGGUAUCAAAGAGCUAGGGCUAUGGCACCAGCACUAGGCCUUGGACUUGUACACGCAUGGAGUGUUGUCUACCUCGCCGCACUUCUCGUGUUUAACGAUGCUCAGACGGACUUCCAACGUAUCGAAAGAACAGAAGGGCAAUUUGGCAGCGACCGAGCCCCACAGCAAGCGAAGACAGACGCAGCAGAAGAAACCACAGACCAGAACGGCCAUAUCACUCAGAAUUCCAAAGCCGGUCCUCGUGACCGUCACGGCGAAUUCGCAUGGCAGCCCUACCCACUGUCACCCUUCAUUGAGCGCCUCGAUUGGGUAUGCGACCUGUUCUGCAACUUCCGCGGCGCAGGCUGGAACUGGCGCACCUCCGCGCUCCCCCCACCUCCCAAAUGGGUACAAGAACAACUGCACCGUAACUCCGGCGACGUGCCAAAGCACACCUCUCGCGUGCACGCUGGCCAAGUAACAACCUAUCCCGACCGGCGCUCACUGCUCAUCUCCAACGCCAAGACCCUCGCAAAAGGCUACCUCGUCCUCGACGCGCUCAAAACCAUCAUGAUGCACGACCCCUACUUCUGGGGAAUCCUCUCGCGCAACCCACCAUCUUACCUCCCCUUCAGCCUCCUCACGCAGCCGUGGAUGAUCAACACCUACCGUCUGUUCCUCAGCAUGAUCGCCGUGAAAUACGCCUUACAAACAAUCUUCUCUCUUGCACCGCUCGUCUUCGUAGGGAUCUUCGGGUCCUACAUCGGUGCGCGGUCCGAACCGUGGAUAUACCCUGAGACAUGGGGUUCGUUUACGAUCGUGCUUGACCAAGGGCUUGCCGGGUGGUGGAGCAGCUGGUGGCACCAGACGUUCCGGUUUGCAUUUGAGCAACCGAGUGUAAGGAUUUGCGAGUACUUUGGCAUGGAUAGGAGGAGUGUGCCGGCGAAGGCGAUUCAGUUGCUCACCGCAUUUGGGCUGAGUGGGGUGCUGCAUGCGUGUGGCACGUAUACGGCGGCGGGGCCGACGCAUCCAGUGAAGAACUCGUUUGCGUUCUUUAUGCUGCAGGCGUUUGGCAUAUUUUUUGAGGUAGUCAUCUCGUCUGUUUUGCGAAAGACGGGGACGCAGAAGUAUGUGCCGCAGUGGGCGAUGCGGAUGUGGACGUUCAUCUACGUACACGUGUGGUUCUUCAACACCGCACAUCUGCUCUGCGACGACUUCGCAUUGGGUGGCGUCUGGCUCUUCGAGCCGAUCCCUAUCUCGUUGUUCCGAGGGCUAGGCUUUGGGGCUGCGAAGGAAGAUGAUUGGUGGUGCUGGGCAGGACAAGUCGUCAGAUGGCACACUGGGAAACACUGGUGGCAAAGUGGCCUUGCGUUUUGAGCAUAUAAAUAUGUUUCGGUGUAGCACAGGGUUGGCGUAACAGAAAGAGAUGAUCCACGAAUUUCAACUUCAUACAGUUUCUUAU
Molecule: messenger RNA, 1785 nt
Organism: Didymella exigua CBS 183.55
Lineage: Eukaryota; Fungi; Ascomycota; Dothideomycetes; Pleosporales; Didymellaceae
Exons: 1
Coding region: 99-1700 (533 amino acids)
Biological process (GO): lipid metabolic process
Source: RefSeq, a predicted model, not a curated record